Molecule: messenger RNA, 312 nt
Organism: Caenorhabditis elegans
Lineage: Eukaryota; Metazoa; Nematoda; Chromadorea; Rhabditida; Rhabditidae
Gene: F21C10.5
Exons: 2
Coding region: 1-312 (103 amino acids)
Source: RefSeq, marked reviewed
AUGAAUACUUUUGCAAUUUCAGUAACAAUAUUUUUUCUUAUAAUUAUUUUUGAAACUAGUGCAAGAAGUGGAGGAAGAGGCGGAGGGGGUGCAAGAGGAGGUGGAAGAGGUUUCAGAGGAGGUGGAGGUGGAAAGUUUGGUCACGCUGGAAGAAUUCAUUACGGAUCAUCUUCGUUCCGUGAAAACGUUUUUCUUAAUCCAACAUCUUCAAAAACAUACUUUACACCGGGACCAGCAUCCAAUACUUACAUCAUCAACCAACCAUCUAACCCUGUCAUGUUUGUUCUACUGUCACAAUUUUUUUUUAACUGA